GAGUCGUGUUCCAUAAGGCGCGCUCAGUGUACCAAGACGAACGUUACCAAGCGGUUUGUCCUCGAUUUCGUACGUAACGAUAUUCAAAAAUAUAAAAGAGCAUGUCGCAAUCGGAACACAACGUCAGUCCUACCUUUGACAAGGAAAUGUCAACAUCGAAGAGUAAUUCAACGUUGAGACUCAAUCAAGAGGGUGCUGGUGCACAGGAGAGAGAUUAUGAUCGGGAUUCGGAUUCGGAAAUGAGUGAGAAUGAUUUUUUGACAAAGGGAGCAUUUUUACUUACACCCAGCCAUGAAUUGACUAUGGAAAAGGCUGCGACCAUCUGUGACAAGAUGAAUUUCCGUGGUGCUUUCUCGCUAACGAAAACAGCAACGGGAAUUCUCUUCAAGUUCAGCAAUAUCGACGACUUUCAAGCUGUUUACAAGAAAGGCUUUCACAAAGUUACUGGUGCGAGAUUCUACAAGAAAGUUGCAAUACCAUGCAGACCGGCAAAGAUAUUUACAGUUUAUGUGCUGGAUGUACCUGAGGAAUUGCCGGAGGAUGACAUAAGACAUGCCCUGUACAAGUAUCGCUCCAUUGUCGAGGUCACCAGAUUGCCGUUGAACACAGCAACCGUUUUGAAAGCCAUCAAUGAUAAAUUAAAGGGCGACACCCAGAAUGCAAAUGAGCCAUCAACAAUCUACACUGGUCCACCGAUAAUACGAGUCACCCUGGCGAGUGUUGAAGAGACAUCCAUGCUGCUCAGCCGUGGACUAGACUUCUACGGCGCCACGUAUUUUCCGACUGAAACGCCUAAUCCCGCGAAUCCAUCACUCACCAAGUACAAAAAUAGCAGUUUCAUCAUGUGGAAUUCUGACAACAGAUGGAUGGAGUUAGCUGCUGUUGGUGCUGGUCAGCGUGUACGUGAUCUUCUCCCUGUAUUCGAUAAUUCUGGCUUCACUAAACUGCCACCACCAGCGAGCCGAGUCAUCAAGCCCCAGCGAAAUUGAUGGGAAAAUCACCCCCAAAAGUGUGAAAAAUUGCCAAAGCCUAAUGAGAAAAUUACCAAAUUAAAAGCGACCAAAAAAUUCUCUUAAUCUAUUCAUGGCACAUGACGGAUGUGAGAAAUUUCAUCUCGUCUUUGCGAAAAGUUAUUAACGUUUAGAGAUUUGCAAUUAAGAAAACCAUUUAUAUUCACGUUAUCCCUCACCACCUCCUAUCGAUCUGCGCGUGCGAAAACUCGGGUGGUAAACUUGGAGAAGUAACUGUUCUUGACAAGUGGCGAAUAAUUAGGUGGUUGCCUGUUCUAGAAUUCCAAAUACGUUAUCAUGUCCCAUAAAUAUAAAUGUGUUUAUUAAAUUUUCUUGAGUUAACGGAUUAA
Messenger RNA from Diachasma alloeum, 1360 nucleotides. RefSeq lists its product as uncharacterized. Bases 102 to 989 code for a protein of 295 amino acids. The record is from RefSeq and is a predicted model, not a curated record. The transcript is spliced from 5 exons. NCBI's taxonomy places the organism in Eukaryota, Metazoa, Arthropoda, Insecta, Hymenoptera, Braconidae.